Molecule: messenger RNA, 3957 nt
Organism: Cyclocybe aegerita
Lineage: Eukaryota; Fungi; Basidiomycota; Agaricomycetes; Agaricales; Hemipholiotaceae
Source: the annotation of a GenBank genome assembly
AUGGCUCAACCCGCUGUAUCUUCAGCAAAUCCACCAACUCCUCAGCUGAAUAACUCUCCAUCCAAUGUCCUCCCAUCUCCGAAAUCAAUUCCGAUGCACCAACAGCCCGACUUGCAAGCCAUUCAACACCAGGCCCACCAGAAUCGACUUGCUCUCUCCGAAGGCAUGGUGAAGGGAAAGGGAACAAAGGAUGCUUACGGACGACAUGUCAGGGAUUAUGAAAUAUUUUGGAUGUCCUUCCAGGAUAAGGCGGAGAAGGAAAAUCCAGCCCACCACGACAACCAUGGACAGGACAUUGAAGGGACCUCUGUUGGCAAGGAACACAUCAAGCAGGCCAUUAGCGCACUUCAACGGUACAUGAGAGAACACCAGCACCUCCCCGAGUACGGUGGAUGUCCUGAUACUCGUAUUCCACUUCGUGAUCAGGACUGGGUCAAGCUGUAUGAAACUGCAAGCGCAGCACGUGAACCCGACCGCAAGAAAAAGGCACACAUUCUCAAAGCCACAGGAACAUCAGCAGAUAUCUAUACAUGUGAUGAACUCACCUGGAUGUCAAUAUGGUCAUUUGAAGCUUUUGGGCCCUCUCCGCAUGAUACUUACCUCGGCAUCCGUGAUCAUACCAUGCUCCUGUUCUCCACAAAUAUUGCCUUCCGAGGCGACAGUUGUCGCCGCCUUCUCUGGUCAGAUCUCUUCACACGAUCACUUCCCAUGGAGAUCAUCGGGCCAGAGGUCGAACUUACAGCACUCGGCUUUCUUGCUGAUCAGGCGAAGACCAACACAUCAGGUCGGGUUGAUGAGCAUGCUUUAUUUUGGCAUCGCUACCCUGAGCUUUGUGGAUUUGGCGCACUUGCCUUUUUCUUCUUUAGUUACUUCCACAUUCUGGGAAAGCCGCCACCCGAAUUUGCCCCUGAUUUCCGUGAUCCUGAACACUCUGAGUAUGGGAGAAGAGAUUGGUAUGGCUACUUUCUCUUUCCUGGGAAGGCAGGCCCAGAAGGCGAGCAGCGACCAAUGACCUAUACUAACCACUAUGAGCGUCUGAAAAAGAUGCAUGAGAAGAACGACAUCAGCAUCUCGAAGGUCACCCACGGUGGCCGUUUUUAUUCAGCCGAUAAAGCUGGGAUCUAUGGCGCUAGCGGAAUUGACAUCAAGGCACUCGGAAAUUGGAAAACGGGGGAUGCAUAUUCAGAAGUAUACAACCGUGCGAUGCCUGUGAGGGCUAUGCUUGCUGCGUCAAUGUUCAGCGCAGAGAAGCCUGACAGCUAUGUGCUCUCUCAUUCCCUUCUUGAUCCACCACCCAACUUGCUCCGCAAUUUAUUUCCAUGGGUCGAAGGUGCCCAACAAGCAUACUUUCAGCGUGUCAGGGAGCUGGGGCAUAAGGCCGUGGAUUACUCAUUGAAGCAACUUUUUAUUCUCAUGCCACAGCUUCGGACAAUUCUUAUUCAAGAUGCAGCCAUCCUGUUUUCUCGAUACCCCAGUCUUUCCAUAUGGAAUUACCCUCCCUUCACUGAGCUUGAGGCCAAACACCAUCUAGAAGCACUUCCGGAGAAGAUGGCCACUUCAAUGCAUGGAAUAGUUGAAGCUCUGGAAAUCAAGCACGCGAAGGAUAACAAAAGGGUCAAUAAUCGAUUAGACUAUCUCAUUGGUCUUAUGACCAAUCAAGCCGCUGCAAGGUCGAAGUACAGCUCACAAGACCAUCCAGCUUAUGCGUCCAAUAGCAACUCAAGCUGCUUAAUGUCUACAACACCUUCAUGCGCAUCCACCCCAUCCACCCCAGUCAUCAUGGACAAGAGCCUGAACAACCAGCCUGGAGCGUUGUCUUUGCCUGAGCCACUUCUGUCACCUGCCCCGCCAAAUUCUCAAAUACCUCUACAGUCACCACCUCCACCACCUCCAGUGCCGCAGUUAUGGCCCAAAGAUCUACUAGGAUUACAGUCAAACUUUAUAUUAUCAACCAACGACCAUGAGCACGCUCGCCAAAUCUCAGAGAUUUACACUCUGAGGACGAAUUACAGCAGUGACCGUCUCAGGUCCCACCAGUUUACCUGGAUGAAGUACUCAUCAGGUCAAAUCUCAGUCGAGUGGCUUCCAAUUUACACAUACAAAGCCAAUGCAUCAAUCUCGGAGAUCUGGGAGGAGUAUACCAAUGGGCUUGAUGGGCAUCUUUCCAUCCAGCAGCUGUGCAACGGGUGGGAUGCACGGUGGCGGCGCAAUAACUCAGGACUCAAAACAGAAGCUGCACGGUGCAAGCAGAUCACCAGCUUGAUUGAGAUGCUUGUCAAGUGGCCAAAUUGGAACUCAUCACUUGCACUGCGCUUUCUCAGAGAUAAGUAUCCGAUACCAUCUUUGUCUCCUGCCCAUCUCCACAGCAUGCGAGCCUUCAUCACUCAUCUGCAGAACAAAACCUCAGGGCCUCAAGCAGUAGCAGAUAUUUUAGAAGCUGCAGCUACAUAUUGUAUGUUGGAAAAGGAGGUGCAGUUGCCUGUCUCAGAUUUAGCGCAAGGAGGGGCUGCUAUGUUUCAAAUCCUUCUUAUGCUGAACCUUCAUCUUGUUCUGCACUCACUGAACAAAGUUUUUAAUUAUUCCAUCGUGGUCAUCAGAAAUGGGAAUUUCUGGCUUAUGGAAGGUAAGGCUUCGAUUGAGGCUGCCAUUGAACCAUUGCACCAUGUUAGCACGCUACAAGAACUCGCCCGACUGAAUGGAUUCAACCACAAAACUCGAGGAAAGAACGCUCUCCGUAUUGGAGUGGAUGUCAGUAUCUUGAUGGAUGAGUGCCUUGCAGCCGCAAAAAUAAGGGUCUCUUCCAGUAUACUCAAGACGGUCCCCUGGAAACUUUCUACUUCAAGCUCUGCGAGUUUCUCCAGCAUCCAGUUGUUAUGGUUUUUGUUUUUGACGGCCCCGCAGCUCAUUGAGGCGUUUGGAUUUUAUUACCAUCAGGCUCCUGGUGAAGCGGAGGCCGAACUCGGUCUGCUCGAACAGCUUGGGAUGCUCGAUGUUGUUAUUACUAGUGAUGGCGAUACCUUUGUUUUUGGUGCCCGGACCAUCUUGAAAAAACAGCUGAAGCUGAAAGACCAGUACACUCAUCAGCAAAUCCUGAUUUUGAGGGUCAAAAUGACCUCAAUUUUAGCGUUACACCGCGUUAUGGCGCGUUACGCAGUGCUACCUCUCAUAACCCAACCAGGAAUUGCUGAUGCUGUCUAUCUUGCCGAUGAGAUUGAGAAUGCAGAUGGCUUCCAUCUUACAUGGGGAGGGUUUCUGCUUACAGCUGUGAUGUCUGGCGGUGACUAUUCAACUGGAGUUUACGGAUUUGGUGCUGCAACAUCCCUUGCCCUCGCGCAAUGUGGUUUUGGUGACGCUAUGGGAAGGGGUGUUUUUUCAAACGGUCGUAGAAACACCAUCUACGACAAUAAUCAACACAAACUUCUCAGCCCAACAAUCCAAGCGCCCUUGAGAAGUGUCUCUUUCACCAAAAGGAAGGGCAAGGCUGGCAUGUGGGCUCGUGUUUCAUUCUGUCUGAGCAACUUCAUUGCCCUGCUAGGGAUGGACCGCGAUGUCGACACAAAGCACUUGAAGCCACUCAAGGUUUGGAUCCCGAGAGGCUGGUUUGACCCAGACAUCAGUUCGUUCAACCUCGACAAAAAAUUAGCAGCUCAGGGAAAGAAAUGUCAUUGCCUCCAAGUCAAGUCCUCAAACGAAGGGAAAGUUGACAUGAAACAGGAUCCAAUUUGUUCUGCACCACCUCCCAUGGAGCCAGGACCAUCGAGCUGCCAAGCUCCUGGACCGUCAGCAAAUCUGGAUAUUCCGGCACAACCACUGGCAUGCAAUCUCGAACGAACACCUUCCUCCGAAGUUGAAAUCGUCAGGCAUGUCAUCGAGAUUGAGGAUUCGCCACCCCCAACCCGGAAGCGCAGAUAUCAUGUUGCGUUCACAGAUGCGGAUAUUAUAGACAUCAGCGAUUAG